CGCCAUUCGCGGCUGGGUUGGGUCGCGGCGGUAGGAGGCGGGCCGCUGCUGCGAUUUGCCUGUUUUGUUUGCCGAACGAAGCGCCUUCGUUUUACUAUCGAGGUACACUGCAACUUGUGAAACUACUCUUUUGUGCUGUGCUCCAUCGGGAUGCCAUUACUAGCGACAUUUAUCCUUCUAGUGAGUGUCAGAGCUGCUCAGUCUGCUAGUGGUGGAAGCGUUGCCGAAGCUCAUUUAAAUAAAUCAACGGCACAGGAUAAGGAAUGGGAGGUGACGCCUGUCUCAGACACUCCUCUCGAAGGAGCUGACGCUUCGACCGUAGCGAAACCACUGAUAAACGACUAUCUGAUGACUGCUCUGGGCUCUCUGCAUCAGCUGCUGCAUGACACUAAUCACAGGCUCGCCGACAUCUUCAGUCGCCAGGAGAGCCUCGCUGAAGCUCUGGUUACCAUCUCCAGUCGCCAGGACAGCUUCGCUGAAGCUCUGGACACCCUCGCCAGCCGCCUGGACACUGGAGCGGCCGCCCGGCGUGGUGUGGUGCUGGGAGCGCCGUGUCGCGCGGACACCGAGUGCGGAGAUCUGCGGCCAGACGCGGAGUGCGGCGCCGACGGCCAGUGCCGGUGUGCGGAGGGUCUCCAGGAGGUGGUCGCCGGCCGGUGCCUGCCCUACCCGCGUCUCUCCGAGUCGUGCCGCCGGGACGCAGACUGUCUGGGCGCCGUGGCUGACUCGACAUGCACUGACGGUGUGUGCUCCUGCCGCUGGGGACUGGUGGUUGACGCCGGCGCGUGCCGCAAGCCGCGGCUCUCUGAGCCCUGUAAACUCUCUGAUCACUGCGACAGUCAAAACGCAAUGUGUGACAACGACUUUCACUGCUCUUGUCUGUUCGGCUACUGGAACGACGGCAACAUCACCUGUCGGCCCUACCCCCGACUGGCAGAGUCGUGCAACAGCACCGCUGAGUGCGAGGUCCUCACAACCAACGCCACGUGUGUGAAAGGCAAGUGCGCUUGUCCCAAAGGAUUCUGGGAGCGCAGAAAUGACGCAUGCUCUCCAGGAGCUGGGUACGGAGAGCGCUGUGACCAAGAAGCUGAAUGUUUCGUAACAUCUGCAAGGUUCGAGUGCGAAUAUAUACGAGGCAUUUGUCAAUGUGCCGCCACGGGCAAGAACUCUGGCUAUUCCGGCAUGAAAUUUAGAAUCGGCAACAGCAGCAGUUGCCAGGACGGAAUUAUCGAGAUUUUCGACACCAGGAACUACUUCUGGCGGCCCUACACAGUGUGUGGUGACCUGACGGACACCGAUGCUCAGGUGCUCUGUCGCAGUUGGGGCUUUCCUCACGGCGGGACUAUAAGUCAGCGUCAUGCUAUCCCAGGGUCAGGGCAUGCCGAUAGAAAAAUAUCCUGCUCCGGAUCGGAAGAAACAGUUGACGACUGCCGAUUGUACACACCCGACUACUGUUUCAGUUCGGAGACCCAGCCCACUAGCGCUGAAGUGAGCUGCGCUGACUAAGAGAUUGCUUCAUGCAUGAAUGUAACAAUGUACUAACCGUCAACGUGCGCCUGGGAAUACUCAGCCAAGAAAUGUUUUAAGACGCCAUUAUCAGCUUCAAGUGAGAGCAACGAGACAUGUUGCAGGUCUAGCUGUUUUGCAGUAAUGCUGGUCGGUAAAGGUUGCUGUGUGCUGUUGUCUUGUGUUUACUUUGACUAACUUAUCGCCACAUGCGAAUAAUGCGUCAUAUAUUCAACACCGUAUUCAUUAACGGUCUUAGCAUUAGCAUCAUUAUUCAAGUAUAAUAUGUAUUUAUAAAAUAUUUUUGGGUAGGAUAAUGGGCACUGUGUAUAUACCAACUAACCGGCUUAUGUACGUCUCAGCUCUCCCACCUCGCUCCCGCCCGCCACAGUCAGACCAUGAUGCCGCUAGACUCGGGAUUUCCAGUUUCGUGUUGUUGUUACUGGUGUCUCUAGGAACUCAGCGGGAGUGGCCGUCUGUUGUUAAUACCGUCUAAGAAGUAAUGACUGAUGACAGACAUAACUAGCUGAAUGGUGUUUUUGGUUAUUGGGGGACACCCAUUUCAGGGUGCCCGCAGAGAGAGAGAAAGGAUGUGCCGCCUCAACUUCCAUGGUUCGCUACGAGACGUUUUUGCUACGUACUACAUAUCCUUAUUGGUAAUUAGUUGUCAUCUUUUAAGUGAAUAGCUAAGCGCCCAAUCGGUACUUAUCUAUGCAAUUAUUUUCGAGCUUACCUACCGUAAUUUGAAUAAAGUUAUGUUGUUAAGAAGCGUGAUAAGUGCACCAUCUAUUGUCAUUUAAGUCAAAUUAAUAUUGGGAUAUUUUCAAGUAUGUCUAAAGUAUAUGUUACAAACGGCG
This is a messenger RNA of Amphibalanus amphitrite, 2363 nucleotides long. RefSeq names its product multiple epidermal growth factor-like domains protein 11. The record is from RefSeq and is a predicted model, not a curated record. The transcript has 2 exons. Lineage: Eukaryota; Metazoa; Arthropoda; Thecostraca; Balanomorpha; Balanidae. Gene Ontology annotation, cellular component: membrane. The coding region runs from base 151 to 1506 and encodes 451 amino acids.